Messenger RNA from Solenopsis invicta (red fire ant), 8375 nucleotides. RefSeq lists its product as uncharacterized. The transcript has 14 exons. Gene Ontology annotation, biological process: sodium ion transmembrane transport. The coding region runs from base 1764 to 6776 and encodes 1670 amino acids. Lineage: Eukaryota; Metazoa; Arthropoda; Insecta; Hymenoptera; Formicidae. Gene Ontology annotation, cellular component: membrane. The record is from RefSeq and is a predicted model, not a curated record.
ACGGCGGUUGAAUUGGUGAACGGACGUACGCGGACUCGCAGUCCGUUGCUCGCGCUCGCGCGUCGGCAGCUCCGUUCUUCAUCAGUGCGUACGUGCCUUACGCAGGCACCGUGAAGCACUCGUUUUAAAAUCUAUAGAGCGGUUACGUGUGGCACGCGCUCCUUGCGACAGCGGGAAAAGGGGGGAAAAAAGAGUAGAAAGAUUGACGGAUAAGAAGGGAGGAAGAAAAAGAAAGAAAAAGAGAACGAAGCAAGGGGAGGAAAACUUGAUGGGCAAAGAGAGAGAGAGAGAGAGAGGAGGAAACGAGUCGAUAAAGAAGGAGAAUAAACAAGUGUGCGAGAGAAAGAGUACGGAGCAGAGAAGAAGAACGAAAGGGGAGAGAGGCCAGCGCAAUCGUUCUUUCGAAGCGAAUCGCGAAACGUCGGCGAGUAUUCCUCGCGAGUGCAUCGCGUUUCAGAAUUUCGCGUCCCGCGUGUGUGCAGAUCUCGUGAAUAAACAAGAAAGAUAGAGAGAGAGAGAGAAACGAAGAAUAAAAAGAGGACUGUCGAGCUCGAUCACAUCACAAACUUUAUCUGAGGGGCUGAGGAAUCUUUCUUUCCGGCGAAGCCCCUCGGUAUUUCCAAGCAUCAACCAGUAUCGUGAAUCUGGAGUGAAGUAAUUUAGAAAAAUAUCGAUUUCGUUAUCGAUUAGCGUCCAUCGUCGCGACUUCGAAUCGGGACGAGAAACACAAUAAAUUCGUCGCGUCCGUGUGGCACCGGCCGUCGCCGCUGCUGCCGGUCACCCCACCGGAGCGUGAGUCACGCUCGCUCGACGACCCGGUUUUGUUAUCGAGGUGAACGUGGCGAAUGCGAACGAGAAAGGUCUCUCCAUCGCGCCGCGCCGUGCCGCGCCGCGCCGUGCCGCGCCGUGCCGCGCCGCUCCGGUAUCGACGAUCGAGCGCGCGAGAGUCGAUCGAUCGCGUCUCUUGGUCUCCUCCGCGAGAAAGAUCGCAAAGUUAGCCGCGAGUCUAGUGUCGCGAUUCUCUGCGAGAAUGCGAGAAUGCGAGAGUGCGAGAAACGGAGCAGCGUUGUAACAUUUUUUUGCUCGAGUGGUGAGCGCAGUUAUGCUGGCCAGCGCAGACACUUUUGAGGAAUUUUAAACGACAAGUGCGAGCCGAGAGGAAGAAAGGGAAAAGACCGAAGGAUAUUCGAGAGAAGAAUCUCUUUGGCUCUCUCGACAAGAGAGCCGGUUUGCGUGGACAGAAUCUUUCGUGGGAGAGAGAGAGAGAGAGAGAGAGAGAAGCAUCAAGUCCCCGCAGGACGAGGAAAGAAGAACGGGUGGAGGAAGGCGCGAGAGCCCCCUCUGGAUACAAGGGAGUCAAGGGACAUUCUCGCCAUUCUCGCUAAGCGAGGCGAGAAUGGAAGAGAAAACCGUAAGCGUCCACUGUUUCGUUAGACUCAAUUUUUUUACGCUUCUCGACAAGGUCAUGCGCGCGAGUGGAAUGACCGUGAUUUAAACCCGCGUAAAUUAUCGCGGCCGCGUGCGUACGUGCACGCGCACGCGCACGCGCGCGCUUUCGCGCCCGGUUGUCCGACAGUCCGAGCCCCGAGAGUGAGAGCAGGUAGACGCAGGUAGCGACGAAGAAGAAUCCGUUCGUUAUCUUUUCUUCUCCCGACAAAUGCCGGCUGUGCCCUGCGGUCCGCCUUGGUACGACUUACUCGCCACGCGGACCUCUCCCGCUUGUGCUCCGACGCGAGUGAUACGAAGGUGUAAAUCGUCGCAAGAUGGCGUACAACGAAGAUGGCGAUCUGAUCGAUCUUGGAAACGAUGCGUGUGUGCCGCGAGUCACCGAAGAUGAUGCUACAUCCGACGAACAGGAGCAUCUGCUGGACGUAUGUCCUCCGAAAUUGGAGCAGAAGCUUUCCCUCACCAGGCAGCAAGAGCGAGUGCUGAACAGUAGCGAUAAAGAUGACAUCCUGGUGACUCUGGGCCACGAUCAAGUGGUACCGAUCCGCAAAAGGAUCGACGUAGUCUCGUCAGACACGAUCAAGCGGGUGCGCAACAUCACCAAGAAUUUAGAGCCGGUAAUACGCAAGAGCUGCUCGGGCAUCAACGAAGAGAGCCAGCGGGACACGGUGGAUCACGCGGCGAUAUCGAGCGAAAGAAGGAAGAACGCCGCUCCAACGGCGAGACACGAAGACGAGACGUACGAAACGCGGGAGAUAAACGAUGCCUUUGAUUUCCUUGCCGAGCACGAUGACAACGAAGACCAAGCGGAAACGAGUUGUGAUCGCACGAGGAAGCAAAAUGUCGAGUCGAAUCGUGCAACGUCUCCCAUGCGUCUCCUGAUGGAGAAGAAAGAGAAUAAGGUCAGUUACCUGGGCUUCGAGUCGUCGUCGUCGUCGUCGUCGUCGUCGUCGUCCAGAACGUCAUUGAACGAAGAAGCGAAUAGUAAAAGCGACGUGGAGGAGAAGCGAACGACGAAAAACGCCGUCACGCCGGACGAUCCGAUCUACGAAGCCUCAUUAAAUUUCAACAAGUUUCGCGAGAGGAGCUCGCCUAAGAACAGAUCCGUUUCCGUCGAUUCGGAACCUCGUGCGAGAAUCGCUCUCAAGAGACGCGGCCAGAAAGAUGUCGGCGCCUUCGAGCGCGGAAGCAAGAGGCGUUCCUUUCAAGAGUCGCAUCGUAAAUCGUGGACGGAAGGAACGAUCCUAAAUCCGGCUUUUACCGAUGGGCUUCCUGGUAUCGAUAGAUCCAUCAGUCUCAAGGAAUAUCGCUGCGUAUCGUCCAUUUCCAACGUCGAUCAUGGGACUUGCAACUUUCUCACGAGACAGGAAGCGGCGGAAUCGACAACGACCAAUCCGGCGUCCGAGGAUGUCUGCUCGGAAGGUUCCGAAGUGGAUUGGUCGUGGCUCGAGGAAGUGGAGUAUCUACGAGCCGCGGAGUCACUCGCGGCUGCUGGAGAACAUGGCGAACAGGGGGGGAAGGUGGGGGCGGGGGCGGGGGCGGUGAACGGCGGCGGCACCCCCACCAAUGGGAGCGCGGGACGCAGGCGCGGCUGCGAGCGUCGCGAGACGGCAACGGGCCGCAGUGUCGCGAUGUCCGUCGCCGCGACGGCAAAGUCCCUAGCGAGUGGUGGUGGCGGCCCGCGAUGGCCACCCUCUGGCGGCGGCGGCGGCGGCGGUGGCGGCGCGCUUCUCCUCGAUCGUCAAAACAACAAUAAUAACAAUCGACGCAGCGGCCGCGGCAGACGACACCGUCGGCAUCGCAGCGGUAACAGCAACAAUAACGACGACGACGACGACGACGACGACGACGACGACGAUGAUGAGGCCGCGGCAGCGCGUUGCAACGCUACCAACGAAGCGGUCGAUCGCGAAAAUCGCGACGGCGCUAUCGCGACGACGAGAGCGACGAUGACCGCCGCCGCGAAUUCGUGGAUGCGCGCAUCCAUGCGGCGUCUGCGUCAUCUGCGAUUACCCGAGAGCGCCAACGAUUCGGCCACCAAUCGGCGCGCCGUAAUCGUCUCGGCGCCGAAUUCGUUGCCGGAUAUCGCGCUGAUCGCGCCGGAGAUUCUCGCCGCACAGACCAACGGCAGCGGCACUUCCGGCACGCUGCUCCGACCUUCGAGCGCUCCCGCGAGAAACGCGACGGCGAACGGUGGUGGCGUCGCGACGCCGCGCCGAGCCGGCCGACAAUUCGCCGCGGGUAGAUCGCGAGGGACGCGAAAUCGCGAGGCAUCCUCGAGGCGGGCGGCUAACCUCGGCUCCACGAUCACGACCAGUGACACCUCCACUACCAUCACCACCACCACCGCCGCCGCCGCCGCCGCCGCCGCCGCCGCGUCCUGCGGCAACACGACCUGCUCCAGCUCGUUCGCCGGUGCUUCCAGCAGCGCGCCCUCCAGCACGGCGACCAGCCCGCAACGCGCCGCUUCGAGAAGGACAUGCGAGAGGCAGAGAGACGCCGACAGGGACGAGGAUGACGACGAGGAUGAGAAUCCUCUGGGGAAGUGGCCUCACGCCCUCAGUUCGGCCUUCGCAUGUCUCGGCUGCACUCUGGGGCUCUUUAACAUCAGCAGAUUCGCCAUUCUUAGCGUGCAGUUUGGAGCAAACUUCAUUGUACAGUUCCUGAUCUUAUCUCUCGUGCUGGGCAUCCCGCUGUUGACGUUACAAGUAUGUCUCGGGCAAAGAUUGGCAGCCGGUACCGUGGAUAUGUGGAAAAUAUCACCACUUUUUCAUGGCGUUGGCAUAGCUUUGCUCACCGCGCAAGCGUUCAUCGGUAUCUACAGCAUAGUCGGUGUAUCGUGGAUGUUCGUGUACUUCAGAGAUUCGUUCAUAACGAAGCAGGACAAAUAUAGAUGGGCGGAGCCGUUUCUUCUCUAUCGGGACGACAGCCGUCCCACGCACAACACCACCACUUCGUACAAAUUAUACGAAACUGUUCCGGAUUACUUCAGCGGCGUUGUACUACAAAGGCAUCAUUUAAACGAAGCUAAUCCUGGUGUCGUUACGUUGAAGUUCCAAGUGGCCUUUAAUCUGGCCGUCGUAUGGAUGAUCGUGUUUGUUUCGCUGAGUAAAGGACUGAGAUCUUAUGGAAAAGUCGUAUACGUUUUCACCCUAGUGCCCGUAUUUGGCACGUUUAUUCUUUGCACGAAACUGCUUGGACUCACUCCGCCGGGCUCGAUACACCAACUUUUCCCCGCCACCGUUUGGAGCGAAUUCUUUAUUAAUGGCAAGUCAUGGGUUGCUGCCUCGAAUGAGGUCUUCCUCACGUGGGGUCUACUCGGUGCGGCCGCUAUGCAGAUAGCGGCUCAUAACAAGCACAAGCAUCUUUUACAGCGGGACACGAGCCUUGUGGUAAUCGUGACGUUUGUAGUUCUCCUUCUCGGGGCUUUCCUAGCGAAUACUUGCGUACAAAUUCUCCGGCAUCACGGUUACGUCUACACUACUAGUUCUUUCGAGAGAAUAUCAGGGUAUACGUUUAUGAGGCUUGCCAAUCAACCAGCACCGUCGGGAUACAGCAGCACGCCCGAGAGAUUCAUGCCUCAUGCAUCGUUUCUUCUUGGCCAGCGUGUAACGCGACCUGGUGUGGACACGAGUGCCGAGUCCGGAUACCAGGUGUUACGACUAGCUACUGAAUUAGUGCCUUCGACGUUGGCAUUGUUAGGCACCGAACAAGUGUCGCCCUUCUGGGCGGUCCUGUUUUACUUCAUUCUCAUUUUAUUUGGAAUUGCACAACAGUUGGCGAUCUGGCACUGUGUAAUAACCGGUAUAAUGGCAAUCAAUACGAAAAUGAUGAAGCUCUGGGAGACUUCGAUCACAUUUUUUAGCUGUGCUUGUGCCUACAUACUUGGAUUACCCAUGGCUACAGAGUUGGGUAUUUACGUCGUAUACUAUCUCGAUUACACCGUCGGCGGAGCAUGGUGGAUAAUUAGUUUAUACUUCAUGCAAAUUGCCGCCGUGUUUGCAGUCCGUGGACGUCCCCACACCGGCGAGACAGUUGUCGCCGAGUUAUUCCCACCGACCGGGCGAUGCCUCAGGUACUGGGCCGGUCCUCUUCUCUCCUUCACGUGGAACGUCGUUCUCCCUGUCACGUUAAUGGUUCUGACUAUCACAAUAUUCAAGAGCAGCGACUUCCGAGAAUUGUACUCUCAUCGUCGCACGAGCAGAGAUUAUUGGGCCGUGUGGGCAAGGCAACUCGGCACGGCGAUUCAACUGACACCGAUACUCAUGAUACCGGCAGUGGCUGUCAUACAAACAUGUCGAUAUCUGAAUAGUGGACCACCCGAUAUAUUCGACAACGAACAAGUGGAAGUAACAAUAAAUCACUGUGAACAGUGUAAUGGCAGAAUUCAAUUGCUCUGUCGACCACCGCUAGAACCUGAGGAUCCUCGUGACGCGCACACCCAAAUUGGAAGCGACACUGGCACCAGCCUACACGGAAACGGGAUCUUGCCUGCCACAACCACGGAAAUACCAUUCGAGGAUCCGCCGCCAAAGUACACGCCUCCGCCGAGCUACACUACGGCGACCGGAGCACGGAUCGCAAAAAUGCUGCGGCAGAGUUUCCGACGGAGUGUACGAAGAAUCGCGAACGUGCUGGGAGAGAGCAGCGCACCGCGGCAAAGGCCAGCGUUGCAACCGCCGCCGCCGGAUUACGCGACUGUGGAUUACGCGACUGUUUUGGUGGAAAUGAAUAAUCAGAGCGGCGGCGGCGCGCAAACAAUGCCACCGAUACCACGCGACCACGUCGCGAUCCACGUGCUGUCCGAACCGCGGCCGGACGUGACGAACAUCGGCAGCGCGAACGCGUCGACUGUGGAACGCCGUCAUCGGCCGAAUACUAUCGAUCGCACCAGCAGGAUUGGUAUCACGACGAGAUCGCGCGUGAUCGAGCGCACCCACUCGACCAUCGACCGUGGUCGUCGGCCGUGCGCGAGCCUCGCUGCCACGCACACCUUGUCCGGCUCGAACCUGACGGCCACCGAUGUGGCGAAUUUGUUGCGUAGCAGCAUACGCAGGGGCACUGCGAGAACGCAGCAAUCCUUACGUAGGAGUUUUUGCCACGAGGAACCGACGACGGCAGCGUCCGUCGAGAAUCUAGUCGAGGCCGCCGCGCCUAUCGGCGAGGACUCCCUGAUCCUAUCGAAGGACGCGCAUCUAGUCCCCAGCGAACAGGUCGACGACCGCAACUGUCGCGAUAGCGAUAAUCACGGCGAUCACGGCGACAAUGCGGACGACGGCGACGAGAAGAAGACUGCGAACGAAAUGGAGAGUUCCGUUUCUGUGAUAUAGACUGAUACGUCGGUCGUGGUGCGCGAAACCGACAUUUCGGGAUCGGGUGACUCUGCUUAUUGUUAGCGAUUCGCCGCUGCCUCUCUCUAGACUGUAAUUUCUAUUUGUAAUAUAAAUGGAGAGAAAACUUCGUUAACCGGCGAAUCGAACAUUGAUCGACACGAUCGCUUCGGACAGUCUCCAAAAUGCUUGAAUCCCCUCGAGAUUAGAAUGUUGACGCUUUGCUCCCGUACCCGAAUAAUUGCACGUGCUUGUUACUACUCUGGAGUAUUUUUGUGUUCUUAUUAUAUUUAUUUCUUAAUAUGCGAUACCUAUGUAUACAGAGUGUCUUGAAUUUAAAUGUUAAAACUUCGAGAGCGUGUGGGAGAUUAAUAAUGAACUAAAAGAAAAAGGCUUUUUUAAUGAUUUAUCCAUUGUUUCUUCGUUUUAAAGAAAAUCGCAAAAAAAACGAAUGAGUCAUUUUUUCACUUAUUUAUUUAUACGUAUUUAUUUAUGUUGGCUUUCUUAAGGUAUUGUUAAAAAUGUUGAUCACUUGUAACAAUGCAAGUCUCGCAUCUAGCAUUGCUCGUAUUACAGUCAAAUACCGCUCGUAUUAUUUUUAAAAGAUAUCGAAUUUAGUUAACCUCGAGAUUACAUCAAGAAAUUGAAUUUUAACAAUUCAAUUGGUUUCUUGAGUCAUUUCACAAAUGACAAUUCAUUUCUAUUAAAAAUAAUGUGGAUGGAUGAAGCACACAUUUACAAAAUAUAUCAAACUGCAUUUACAAAAUGGAUCAAAUUAACAUUUAUAAGAAGAGGAAUUGUUAAUUAAAGAAAAUAUCAUGUAUAGGCUCAAUGUAAACAAAUAAAGUAAUAAAUAAGUGAAAAAUUAAAAAAAUUUUUAUUAUUUUGUGAUUGUUAAAAAAACGAAAAACUUAUUUUUUUUCUUAGUUUAUUGAUCUUGCCGUACACACUCCUGAAGUUUUGGUGUUUAAAUUUAAGGCAUGCAAUAUAUAGGCUGCAUUCCAAUAAACACUUCCAGAAUUGAAAAUCCUAUACACGUUAUGUAUACUACAAAUUUUCAGUACUGGCAGUGAAUUUUGGAACGGAGCCAUAUACAUAUAUGUAUAAUAUGCGAUACCUAUAUAUUUUUCUUCAUUAAACGUUUAGAGAAAGUAACGUUUUGCAUAAUGCAGUUUGAUGCAUUUUUGCAUAUCUCGGACCUUGGUCUUACAUUUCUCUCAACGUUAAAGCCAGGUAUACGAUUUUAACCUCAUAAUCAUACAAUGGAUGCAAUUUUUUCUUGCGCUGAAUAUUCAAUAAUAUUCAGAAAUGGAUUUAAUUGCGGCUCCAAAUAAGUCAUGUAAAUACGGGCCUUUGAUCCCUUUCGAUAUAUAGUUUAAGCAAAAGAGAAUUAUACUGUUGUUAUUAAUAAAAUAGUAUAGUACUCGUAUCAAGAAGUAUAUUAAUUUCCUGAUUCUUCUAUUUUCUCUGGAGAUCAUUUGGAAGAGAAAUGAUCGAGUUAAACGAUUAGAAAACGCGUGUAACGUAUCCAUAUACUUUUAUUCAUCCUGUAAAUACAUGUAGUAUUUUAAUAAAUAAAUAAAUGUAACAUUUUUAAAA